CCUCUCUUCUACUCAUGAGUGACUCUAUGUGGCUAACUAUGGUUUUUGCAUGUAGAAUAAGUUGCACUCUUUACAUUUUGUUUAUUUAUUUAGUAUAUUUACAUUUAUUACAUAUAUCUGUCCUAGUUCGAAUGCUUUCUCUAUUUAAUAUCAGUUGUACUGAAUUGCCAUCAUUACUGAGAUAACUACGAUUUCAGAUCUGUUAGGAAUUUCUCUUCUAAAUAAGGUUAAAAAAAAAACGUGCCAUCCCAAAAUGAAGAGUCUCAUAUUAUUGACUGUCCUGUGGCUCAUUUCCUCUGGAGCUCUUUGCCAGCGUUUUAACCCUUGGAGCUCAUCUGGCAGUGAUGAGAGGAUCUAUUGGCCCUAUUUUCCUGGAGGUCAUUAUUAUCAUGUGAGGCCGGUUCGACCCGGACCUCUUUUCCCACUGUGGUCAUUUCAGUGGCCCCUGCUGCUGCCUCGUCCAGCCCCUGCCCCGGCCCCUGCACCUGCACCUGCACCAGCACCAGCACCAGCACCCACACCCAGUCCCCCAGUCACCCCCACCACCAUUCGUGGAGAUGGUGGAAAGUAGAGCAGGGGUUGUUUUGUAAAGUACCCUUGACAUCUCAGUAAUGCUUUCAAUAAAAAUA
Rhinichthys klamathensis goyatoka is the source of this 629-nucleotide messenger RNA. RefSeq lists its product as uncharacterized. NCBI's taxonomy places the organism in Eukaryota, Metazoa, Chordata, Actinopteri, Cypriniformes, Leuciscidae. The transcript has 3 exons. The record is from RefSeq and is a predicted model, not a curated record. Bases 254 to 571 code for a protein of 105 amino acids.